Molecule: messenger RNA, 630 nt
Organism: Neltuma alba
Lineage: Eukaryota; Viridiplantae; Streptophyta; Magnoliopsida; Fabales; Fabaceae
Exons: 5
Coding region: 1-630 (209 amino acids)
Biological process (GO): regulation of root meristem growth
Molecular function (GO): growth factor activity
Source: RefSeq, a predicted model, not a curated record
AUGAAGAAGCAAUACUGCACUACUAUGCUAGUUAGAUUAUUACUGGGAUUUCUCUUUGUUAUCAAUGCCCUAGGGCACUCGUCUGCAACAGAUAUUCUGGGUCAGAACGAGAAUCAAAAGGAGCUUGAUGCCACUAGAAUUAGCUCCACGUUCGCUGAAAAGGAAACACCUGAUGGAAGAAAAGCUCAUCAGUACCAUGUGAGGAAGCUAGGGUUUGGAGGGAAGAAGAAGUCAAUGGUGAUUCAUAAUAAAGAAUCAAAUAUGGAAUUUUCUGGGAAAGAAAAAGAUUCAUCAGAAGGAGGAGGAAGAAGGGCUUCAAAGAUUUCAGCUGAGGAUGAUGAUGCUUUGAAAAAAUCUAUGGGACGCCUACGAGAAGGAGACAAUCAGGAGGAUCAGAGCAUUGCACGUAAUCUCUCCGAGAGUACGAACUCAAACCAUUCACAACAAAUCUCUGAAGAAUCUCAUCGAGCACAUGACGGAGGAACUGAUAAUAAUACUCAGAAAGUCGAAGAGAAAGGCAAAAGGAGUUUCCAGACUGAAGAAGAAGAGGUUAUGAACUUCGUGCGCAUGGAUUACGGGGGAAUGGCUCGCCGCAAGCCACCCAUCAACAAUGACGAACCCAGAAAUUGA